AGUUUUGUCUUUGCCAUUGAGGAGAUUAAUAAGAGUGCUCGGUUGUUGCCCAAUUUAACACUGGGCUUCUCCAUUCGAAACUCUGGUGACUCAGUUCAUGGAGCCCUGUAUGAUUCGGUGGGAUUUCUCACAGGGCAGGAGGAGCCCAUCCCCAACUACACAUGCCAGCAUGGCUCUCCACAGGCUGCCUUGGUCGGGGACACACGGUCAUCCCUGUCUGUAUCCAUGGCCAGACUUCUGGGGCUAAAAAAUUAUCAUUCCCCUCCAUUGAAAAGAAUAAUCAGCUAUUCAUCUUCCCUACCUAGCCUGAGUGACAAGAUCCAGUUUCCAUCCUUCCUUUGGACACUGCCUAGUGAUCUCUCAUCCUGUCAUGCAGUUACUCAGCUGAUAAUUCACUUUCAGUGGUCCUGGGUGAUCAUUCUGGCCCAAGAUGAUGACUUUGGAGAGCAGGCCAGUUCUCUGGCCACUCAGCAGCUGAGUGCAGCUGGUGUGUGCAUUGAGUUUCACCUUCAUGUCCCUUCCCAACAGACCUUGGGGAAGAUUGGAGAGACUGUCCAGAAGAUGCAGAAAUGUACAGCCAGAGUUGUCCUGGUUUUCUUAAGCAAUUCAAAUUUCCGGCUCAUCUUGUAUGGUUUACUUGCUGUCUCUGUCUCAGGACAAGUCUGGGUUAGCAAUGACACUCUGCACAUGGCACUUGCUCUGACCAUUCCAGGCACUUCCCAGGUCUUGCAAGGCACAUUUGGCCUUCUGUAUCACAGCAGCAGGGCAAUUGGCUUCCCUGAGUUCUUUGCUCACUUGCGCCCCAACCAGACCCCAGAAGACAUGUUUAUAAAGACGUUCUGGGAGUUUACAUUUGAUUGUACAUGGCCCUACCAGAACAGCACAGUGACAGAGGGUGUCCAGGUCUGCUCAGGGAAUGAGAGUCUGAAGAACAAGCCAUAUCCUUUCCUAGAAGUGAGUAAAAUUGAUGCUGCUUACAGAGCUGUCUACAGCAUUGCCCAUGCCCUGCAUGAUAUGAUAUACAGGCAUGUUGAAAGUCAGAAUCUCAAUGAUACAUCAAAUGUAAUUAUAUAUAUAUAUACACACAUAUAUAUAUACGUAUAUGUGUAUAUGUAUAUAUAUGUAUAUGAGUGCAUGUGCAUGUGUGGCAGGCUUAUGUAUCUCAGCAUGCAGGCAUAUGAUGUAGCUAUGAGUUUUCCUCUUAGCACAGCUUUCGUUGUGUCCCAUAAGUUUGGGUAUGUUGUACCUUCAUUUUCAUUAAAUUCUAAAAUGUCUUUAAUUUCUUUCUUUAUUUCUUCCUUGACCAGGUUAUCCUUGCUUCUUCUGACCAUUUGCUUGGAAAGUUGUUUUCCAGACUUUCAGUCUGAGGUAGUGUCUGUCUUUGCCUCUGAGGUGUGUUUCCUACAUAGUGUUUUUGUGUCUCUCAUAGACAUGAAGAGAUGUCUUCUGUGUCCCAAGGAGCAGUACCUGAGACAUACCAGAGACCAUUGCCUCCCCAGGACAGAGAUCUUCCUGGCCUUUGAGGAACCAUUGGGAUUCAUAUUGGCUUUGAUGGCAAUCUUGCUGGCUGGUCUGGCUCUCCUGGUACUUGGAGUUUUCCUGAAGCAUCGAGACACACCUGUGGUCAGGGCCAACAACAGAACUCUCAGCUGCUUCCUCCUGAUCUCUCUUUCCCUCUGUUCCCUCUGUUCUUUGCUUUUCCUUGGGAGACCCACUGUCACCACCUGUCUCCUCCGUCAGACCACCUUUGCUGUGGUGUUCACAGUGGCUGUCUCCUCUGUUCUGGCCAAGACUGUCACAGUAGUCCUGGCCUUCAGAGUCACCAAGCCAGGAAGCAGGAUCCAGGUAUGCCUGAGCCCUGGUGCUUCAACCUCAGUGGUCCUCAUUGCUUCCUUAAUACAGGCUGUUCUUUGUGGAGUGUGGUUGGCUACCUCCCCACCAUUCCCAGAGAGGGAUAUGAUCUCAGAGCCCCAGCACAUUGUGAUCCAGUGCCAGGAGGGUUCUGGUGCCACCUUCUUCUGUGUGCUGGGCUUCUUAGGUUUCCUGGCAGGGGGUACCUUCUCUGUGGCUUUCCUGGCCAGGGACCUACCAGAUGUCUUCAAUGAGACCAAGUUCCUCACCUUCAGCAUGCUGCUCUUCUGCAGUGUCUGGACAGCUUUCCUGCCCCUGUACCACAGUGCUCGGGGAAAGUCCACUGUGGCGGUAGAGAUCUUCUCCAUCCUGGCCUCCACUGCUGGCCUUUUGGGUGGCAUCUUCAUCCCCAAAUGCUACAUCAUCUUGUUGAAACCAGAAAAGAAUACCCCUGCCUGGCUAAGGCAAGGCCACUGUGCACAUCAAGACAGGCAGUUUUCGAUGCUCCAUAGAAGGUGA
Messenger RNA from Rattus norvegicus (Norway rat), 2370 nucleotides. It is a transcript of the gene Vom2r34, whose product is annotated as vomeronasal 2 receptor, 34. The transcript is spliced from 7 exons. Gene Ontology annotation, cellular component: membrane; plasma membrane. Bases 226 to 2370 code for a protein of 714 amino acids. Gene Ontology annotation, biological process: G protein-coupled receptor signaling pathway. NCBI's taxonomy places the organism in Eukaryota, Metazoa, Chordata, Mammalia, Rodentia, Muridae. Gene Ontology annotation, molecular function: G protein-coupled receptor activity. The record is from RefSeq and is marked validated.